AUGGCCAAUCAAAAAGACGAGAACACUCUUACUCCUCCCGACCCUGAAGUCGCCAGCCCCGCUACGCCCCAAUCUCGGCCUUCCAAGUCUGACUCUGAGGGCACCGAGACGGGACAGGAGAUGGAUGAGUUUGUGCUUGGUCGACGGGGUAUCAUGGCGUUCUUCACGCUGUCUGUGUUAACGCUCAUGGUUGCCCUCGAUGGGACGAGUAUCUCAGUCGCGUUACCUAUCAUUACGCAGGAUUUGAAAGGGACGGCAAUAGAAGCUUUCUGGAGUGGGACGUCAUUCCUGCUCGCUUCCACAGUCUUUCAACCGAACUUUGCCUCUCUCUCCAGCAUUUUCGGCCGGCGCCCUCUUGUCCUUGUGGCGUUAACGCUCUUCUUUGUGGGAACGGUCGUGUGUUCUGUUGCCAAUAAUUUUACUCAUAUGCUUGUCGGGCGAUCUAUUCAGGGUGUUGGCGGUGGUGGCUUGAUUGCCCUGAGCGAGGUCAUCGUGACUGAUCUUGUUCCUCUCAGGCUACGAGGCCAGUACUUUGGUAUCUUGUCAGCCAUGUGGAGUGUGGGCUCGGUGACUGGGCCGAUACUGGGCGGCGGGUUCAGUCAGGAUGUCACUUGGCGCUGGAUCUUCUACAUUAACUUCCCUUUCAUCGGUGUCGGUCUGGUGGCGAUUAUCCUCUUUUUAAAGCUCAACAUUAUCCCCACCUCUCUCGCUGAAAAACUCCGGCAGAUCGACUAUGUCGGAACGAUAAUCUUCGUCGGCAGCAUGUCGUCCUUCCUCAUCCCGCUGUCCUGGGGUGGAAUCCUUUACGACUGGGACUCUUGGCGCACCUUGGUGCCACUAAUCAUCGGCGUCGUUGGUUUGCUGGUAUUCAGUUUCUAUGAAUACCGCUUCGCAAAGGACCCGAUCAUUCCACCUAAGAUCUUCCAAAACCGCACAGCAGCAGUCUCAUUUGCCGGCUCGUUCCUCCAAGGUCUCGUUCUCUGGUGUCUGCUCUAUUACCAGCCGCUCUAUUACGAGGCAGUGAAGGGGUACUCCCCCAUCAUGGCGGGUGUCGCUCUGUUCCCGGCGACGUUCACCGUUGCGCCCAGCGCGGGCCUGGUCGGGGUCCUAGUAACGAAAUACGGUCACUACCGCUGGGCAGUCUGGCUUGGCUGGGUUCUGUCAACAUUCGGCCUCGGUCUCCUUUGCUAUAUGGAUGUUGACACUUCCAUCCCAGCUUUCAUCUUCAUCAAUAUCGUCCCCGGCAUCGGUCUGGGCCUUCUCUUCCCCUCCAUCGGUUUCGCAAUCCAAGCCUCCGCCACGAAUGACACGCUCGCCAUCGCAGUCGGCAUGUUCAGCUUCUUCCGCGCAAUGGGCCAAGCCGUCGGUGUCGCCAUUGGCGGUGUGGUCUUCCAGAACCAAAUGUACUCUAACCUUGUUGAGUCUGGGAUUCCAGCCCUUGCGUCCAUGGCCUCGGAGUACUCGCAAGAUGCCGCUGGACUGGUGGAAGUCAUCAAGCGCAUGCCGGACGGGACGGAGAAAUUAGGUCUCCGGACAGCGUACACAGACUCUCUAAGGAUUGUGUAUGCGGUUUGUUGUGGCAUUUGUGGGAUUGCGCUGGCGCUUAGUGUGUUGACGCAGAGUUAUGAUUUGAACCGUGCGUUGGAAACGACGCAGGGACUCAGGAAGGAGAAAAACCCAAGGCCGAAUGGGGAUCUUGAGAAGGUUGGAAAAUAG
Molecule: messenger RNA, 1716 nt
Organism: Aspergillus nidulans FGSC A4
Lineage: Eukaryota; Fungi; Ascomycota; Eurotiomycetes; Eurotiales; Aspergillaceae
Product: transporter xtrB
Exons: 3
Coding region: 1-1716 (571 amino acids)
Biological process (GO): transmembrane transport
Cellular component (GO): membrane
Molecular function (GO): transmembrane transporter activity
Source: RefSeq, a predicted model, not a curated record